CACAUGCAGCUCUGCAGGGAAGUCUGUGACAGCCUGGCCAGACUUAGGGCUCAUGCUCUGGUCAGAGUCAUGCCAUCCCAGACUCUGCUGCCUGUCCUUGUUCUCUGUGUGGUGCUGCUACUGCUGCAGGCCCAGGGAGGAUACCAUGACAAGAAGAGGAUGCAGAAAACACAGCUAUCCCCAGAAAUCAAAGUCUGCCAGCAGCAGCCUAAACUAUAUCUAUGCAAACACUUAUGUGAAUCUCACCGAGACUGUCAAGCAAAUACCAUAUGCUGUUCUACCUACUGUGGGAAUGUUUGCAUGAGCAUCCUGUGAGUGGGAGAGUGGGCUGGGAUGUGCAUCCUGCUUCCCAACUCCUCUAUCCAAGACUGUGCCCACAUCCGAAGCACAAGGACCUCAAGUCACCAGCAUAAGAACAUGAACAGGAAUGCUGCCCUCUCUACUGUCUGAACCCCUUGUCCCUGUCAAAUAAACCAGAACAAAUGCCCAGGGA
Molecule: messenger RNA, 493 nt
Organism: Nomascus leucogenys (northern white-cheeked gibbon)
Lineage: Eukaryota; Metazoa; Chordata; Mammalia; Primates; Hylobatidae
Product: WAP four-disulfide core domain protein 10A
Cellular component (GO): extracellular region
Molecular function (GO): peptidase inhibitor activity
Source: RefSeq, a predicted model, not a curated record